AUGUCCUCAGAUUUUGGCUAUAGCUUCAAUCAUCCAUCUGACAUGCCAGUGCCCGGUUCGGAAGCGAGCUCUUGUUCCAUCUUUCGAGUGCCUCAAAAGCUUACGGAAAUUCACCAAAACGCCUUUCAACCUCAAGUAGUGUCCAUUGGCCCCUACCACCAUGGAGGAGAACACCUCCAAAUGAUUCAACAACACAAAUGUGGAUAUCUUAAUGCUAUUCUUGCUCGAACAGAGUGUUACGGUGUUUGCUACGGUGACUUCUGGGAAGCCAUAGCAAAUGUGCAGAAGGAGAUAAUGAAAUGCUAUUCAGGGAGUACUGAUAAAUAUAGCGACCAUGACUUCAUUGAAAUGCUGGUACUUGAUGGAUGCUUCAUUAUUGAGCUCUUCCUCAUAGUUGGAGAGUUAGUCCAACCUGAUCCCAAUGAUCCUAUAUUCAAUCAGCCAUGGAUAUUGUAUUCUAUCAUGAGGGAUCUUCUCAGGCUAGAGAAUCAAAUUCCUUUCUUUGUUCUUCAGAGUUUGUUCGAAAUGUCUAAGAAGUCUUUAGCACGAGUUCCCUCCUUGACAGAACUCGCCCUAGGAUUCUUUAAUCGGAUGAUAAAGAGGCCUGAUGAAAUCCUAUAUAAGCAUAAGAAUCUGGAUGGGAAACAUUUACUAGAUUUGUUUCGCUCCAGUUUCAUCCCUUCUCACUCCAGUUUCACCCCUUCGCCCAAAGACAGGGAUUCAGAUUUACGUCAAUUGAUCCAACCUGUUGAGAAACUCCGUGAAGCUGGUAUCAAUUUCGAGAAACAUGGGACAGCUGAGACCUUCUUAGACAUUAAAUUUAGACGUGAUCAUGGAGUGCUCAUAAUCCCACAAUUGGCAUUAGAUGACUCCAUUGGCCCUUUCUUGCUGAAUUGUGUGGCAUUGGAACAAUGUUAUCAGCAUGAGCCUUGCCCAUACCACUUUACAUCCUAUGUUAUUUUCAUGGGUUGCCUCAUCAACUCACUUACGGAUGCAGGGUAUUUGCGAGACCGAAGAAUUAUUCAGAAUUUCUUUGGAACUGACAAAGAAGUUGUUAAAUUCUUCAAUGAUGCCGUCAAAGAUAUUAUUUUCAAACUUUCAAAUAAUUAUCUAACAAAGGUGUUCGAGGAUGUGAAUGAAUAUCAUCAAGACAAAUGGCAUAUUAGAUGGGCAAAAUUCAAGUACACUUAUUUUGACAGCCCUUGGAUAUUCAUGUCAGCUUCAACCGCUCUCAUUCUCCUUAUUCUCACCUUUAUUCAAGCCUUCUUUGCUGUCUAUGGAUAUGUAAAUCCUCCUCAAUAAGUAAUUAGCAAUUUGUGAACAGCAAGUGUAACAAUAAAAUGUCAAGCUUUAACUUAUUCUUCAAGACUGCGAAGUCUUGAGUUAAAGUCCCAAUAUUAAUCAAGAUUGUACCAAAAAAAAUGUCCUUUUCAAUUGAAAUGUUGUCUACUAGAAUUUAAGAAUUAGAUCUUUCUAUGUAUA
Messenger RNA from Hevea brasiliensis (rubber tree), 1482 nucleotides. RefSeq names its product UPF0481 protein At3g47200-like. Lineage: Eukaryota; Viridiplantae; Streptophyta; Magnoliopsida; Malpighiales; Euphorbiaceae. The transcript is spliced from 2 exons. The record is from RefSeq and is a predicted model, not a curated record. The coding region runs from base 1 to 1302 and encodes 433 amino acids.